CGCAAGAUGCGGCUCCGGCGGCGCAAGGACUCUGCCCAGGACGACCAGGCCAAGCAGGUGCUGAAGGGGAUGUCAGACGUGGCCCAGGAGAAGAACAAGAAGAUAGAGGAGAGCGGGGAGGCGAAGGCGCCGGACCUGAAGACGCGCCGCUGGGACCAGGGCCUGGAGAAGCCGCAGCUGGACUACUCCGAGUUCUUCAGCGAGGACGUGGGGCAGCUGCCCGGCCUCUGCGUCUGGCAGAUCGAGAACUUCGUGCCCACGCUGGUGGAUGAGGCUUUCCACGGCAAGUUCUACGAGGCCGACUGCUACAUCGUGCUCAAGACCUUCCUCGACGAGAACGGCUCCCUCAACUGGGAGAUCUACUACUGGAUCGGGCAGGAGGCCACGCUGGACAAGAAGGCCUGCUCCGCCAUCCACGCUGUCAACCUCCGCAACUACCUGGGGGCCGAGUGCCGCAGCAUCCGCGAGGAGAUGGGGGACGAGAGCGACGAGUUCCUCCAGGUCUUCGACAACGACAUCUCCUACAUCGAGGGUGGCACGGCCAGUGGCUUCUUCACCGUCGAGGACACGCAGUAUGUCACCAGGCUGUACCGUGUCUACGGGAAGAAGAACGUCAAGCUGGAGCCAGUCGCACUGAAAGGGACAUCGCUGGACCCCAGGUUUGUCUUCCUCCUGGACCACGGCCUCAACCUCUUGGUGUGGCGCGGGAGCCAGGCCACGCUGAGCAGCACCACCAAGGCCAGGCUCUUCGCCGAGAAGAUCAACAAGAACGAGCGGAAGGGCAAGGCGGAGAUCACGCUGCUCACCCAGGGCCAGGAGACCCCCGACUUCUGGGAGGCGCUGGGGGGGCAGCCCGAGGAGAUCCGGCCCUGCGUCCCCGAUGACUUCCAGCCCCACAAGCCCAAGCUGUACAAGGUUGGCCUGGGUCUGGGCUACCUGGAGCUGCCUCAGAUCAACUACAAGCUCUCGGUGGAGCACAAGAAGAGGCUGAAGGCUGAUCUCAUGCCAGAGAUGCGCCUGCUGCAGAGCCUGCUGGACACCAAGAGCGUGUACAUCCUGGACUGCUGGUCCGACGUCUUCAUCUGGAUCGGGAGGAAGUCGCCGCGGCUGGUGCGGGCGGCGGCACUGAAGCUGAGCCAGGAGCUGUGCGGCAUGCUGCACCGGCCCAAGCACGCCAUGGUCACCAGGAACCUGGAGGGCACCGAGUGCCAGGUCUUCAAGUCCAAGUUCAAGAACUGGGACGACGUCCUGCGCGUGGAUUACACCCGCAACGCCGAGACGGUGCUGCAGGAGGGCGGCCUCAGCGGCAAGGUCCGCAAGGACGCCGAGAAGAAGGACCAGAUGAAGGCCGACCUCACGGCGCUCUUCCUGCCCCGCCAGCCCCCCAUGCCCCUGAGCGAGGCGGAGCAGCUGAUGGAGGAGUGGAACGAGGACCUGGAUGGCAUGGAGGGCUUCGUGCUGGAGGGCAAGAAAUUCGCUCGCCUGCCCGAGGAGGAGUUUGGCCACUUCCACACCCACGACUGCUACGUCUUCCUCUGCAGGUACUGGGUGCCAGUGGAGUACGAGGAGGAGGAAGAGAAGAAGAAAAAGGGUGAAGGCAAAGGGGAGGAGGAGGGUGAGGAAGAAGAGGAGGAGAAGCAGCCUGAGGAAGACUUCCAGUGCAUCGUCUACUUCUGGCAGGGCCGGGAGGCCUCCAACAUGGGCUGGCUCACCUUCACCUUCAGCCUCCAGAAGAAGUUCGAGAGUCUUUUCCCCGGCAAGCUGGAGGUGACACAGGGGGUGACACAGCGGGGGGGUCCCCCAGCUUUGCCUCACUUCGCCCCCACCCCCUCUCUGCCCCCCCAGGCUAAAGGCAGGGGCUAG
This is a messenger RNA of Leptosomus discolor (cuckoo roller), 1863 nucleotides long. Lineage: Eukaryota; Metazoa; Chordata; Aves; Leptosomiformes; Leptosomidae. The record is from RefSeq and is a predicted model, not a curated record.